Colletotrichum scovillei is the source of this 6067-nucleotide messenger RNA. RefSeq lists its product as uncharacterized. Bases 3108 to 5078 code for a protein of 656 amino acids. The record is from RefSeq and is a predicted model, not a curated record. Gene Ontology annotation, biological process: regulation of transcription by RNA polymerase II. NCBI's taxonomy places the organism in Eukaryota, Fungi, Ascomycota, Sordariomycetes, Glomerellales, Glomerellaceae. The transcript has 6 exons. Gene Ontology annotation, molecular function: DNA-binding transcription factor activity, RNA polymerase II-specific; zinc ion binding.
GCACAUUUCUCCCCUCUCUCUCUCUCUCUCUCUCUUUCGCAGUUUCUCUUGCCUAUACCCCCCUCUCUCUCUGUCUCUCGCUCACAUACUCACCCGCCCCUCGGCUUGGUCGGUCAAUCAUCUGUCUUCUCUUGGAUGGACUUGACUCCACCGCUUGUUUUCACUUCUCGGUCACUCCCACUGGUGGCCCCCAGUGACCAGUGAGUGGCCCUUUUGCCCCGGCCCCCGGCCUCUCUCCCUCUGCGUUAGUUCUUUUGCAAGUGAGAAUCGCCGCCGCCUUUGGUUGGGGCCCAAGAAGCCGGCUCACCCACGGGAGGAGGGGCGCAGGGUUAUUUUUAAUUUUGACUCUUUUUUGGGUCGACUUUUGGCGGGUGAACGGGGAGAUUGGCGGUGCGAUGGACAAACAGCACAUUGCCCAUCACAGCACAAAACUAACAUUUCGGGCGUAGUCAUGUCUUUACACUCGACACUACGACCCUACUACGGCCGUCUUUGACAGAUACCGACGUUGAUAGACACGGUAGACGCGGAAUAGCGCCGAGCGUCUGCUCGUCUAAGGAAAUCCCAGACUACCUACCUCACGGCUGGUUACCUUUACCUUUGACUACGAACGACUACCGAAUGUUGGGGCAAGCUGCUCGGGUCCCGUGUCAAUACACGCCCGAACAUCAAGACAUGAUGAUGGCCGUUGACAUCAAGCUCAUCAGACAUGACAAGGAAUCUUUUAGUUAGCACCUAUUCAUCCAUGCCGGCGGCGACUUCGACCCAUUAUCUCCUGUAUUCCUGUACUCCUCUCAUUCUUCUUCACCCCCAUUUGAUGAGUACGUACUCAUCUUCUUCCGCCCUGCCGGAUUCUUUUUGUAGUCGUCCCAUCCUCGAUGAGAAAUAACUAUUCUUUACAUCUCUCAUUCUCAUUCUCGUUCAUUCGUCUGCUCCCCCCCAGUCUCUCCAUGCAUUAAAGUACAUGCACACGCCUGCGUUACCUUGUGUACAUACGGACACACGCACAGCCAAUCCUUACCAUCUCCCUCGCCUCCAUUUUUUGGCUGACCAUAGCCGGGAUCCCUGCUCUUAUUCCCCUUCCCAUCUCAGAGUCCCAUCUCACCCCAAUCCAUCCCAUCCCUUCAUACUGUACCUAUCUCAACAGGGCAUCGCGAUUCACUCCUGCCCCCCUUACGGACGACAACGAUACGGAGAGAAGGAAGAAGAAGAAUAAGCUCCGCGACGCACCAGUCUUCACCGACACACUCCAAGCCUCUCUGUCCAACAGGCUUAACCCCAGCCGCGGACGAUUGUGUCAGAAUCCGCGAAAACCCUGUUUCUCGGAUACAGAAUCUGUUGGAUCUGUCAUUACUGAGGCCACUCACUCGGUCUCUGUCACCUUUGGAAAAGGCAUACGCAGUUGGAAAGAGCCAGGACAAAAGUGUACGAAUACACUGCGUCUACUCUCACACAUUCGACACCCACGACACACACACCACGUAUACAUACACACACACAAGUACAUAGACACAUCUCGCACAUCGCUGAGAGAGUGUGUGUGAGAGAGAGAGUUAAUGACCCGGUACGUACGGAUUUCACACUGCCUAGUCCCAGCAACGAUCCCAGCACGGACGGCCCCUCCCCUCCACAGUCCACACAUGUCCCUGUCCCAUCCAUUCUCUGUCUCCUCUCAUAGCCCUGCACCUUGCACCCGCACCUACGCCUGGGGUCUGCGCACCUGGACAUCUCAUUCACACAUCCACACACACACUCGCACUCACUCACACACACACACCCACCCUCGCCCAGAUGGAGAAGCACCAGCUGCAGCAACCUGCACAGCACAGCUGUUUUUCUCUUUGCUUUCUUUUCCUCUGCCCUUGCUCACAGGUCAUGCCCCGUUAUUCCCACCCGGUGGUCAUGCCUUGCCCCGAUUAGGCCGGCACCUGGUGUGGCACUUCUCAACCGUGUGUGCCGCCCUCUUCCUGAGCCAAAAGCCAGACUGGACGGAGCCUGUGUGUGAGUGGUGUGCAUCCAUGUGUGUGUGAGGGUUGUGCUGUGCCUGCUGCGGCCACUGUCUCUCAUCCUCUUGGGGGACGUGAGGGUGAGGUGCCAUUAUUUAACUGUAUCUGUCCCCGGCCCAUUUACCACCGCCUUUUCCUGUCUCCCCUCCUCUCAGCCUACAUCAAACAUCAAAUCUCAUCAGCCUCGUUGAGCUGCUCGCGCUGUCCUGAACCACAUUCGCUUUUUUCUAACUCUACUCUUAGGAAGUCCUCGUUGACUCCUGUCAUUCGCUUUCGCGUUCUUGUGUUUUUCUUUUUCCGCCAAAAUCUCAAAACCCUCCUCCAAGCCAACCACCUCCAGCCCUCUUGUUUCAAUUAUCUCUCUCCCAACAAGAUCCCCGGAAGAGAAACAGAACAGAACACAAAAAGGAAAGGGAAAACCUAACCCUCCAACCCGCGCUCAGUCUACCCCAGCAGCCUCAGCCUCGAAGCAUUCAUCGCCAAAUACCCUGGUCUCCAGCCUCAACAACUCCUGGGAUUCGCUAGCUUACAACCCCGCCUCUCCCACAACUCGGCUUACAACCAGCAAAUGCUCCAUCACUGAAUAUCGGUCUUCUGAUCAACCACACUCGCUUUUCGGAAACAGAGGACUCGAGAUAUACAACGGAAAUUUGGGAAACUCAGAACCCGCCCACCCACGAUCGCUAUUAGUAUCAGGAACUGGGAAUAGAAGAAGAAGAGAAAAGAAAGGGAUCAAGGACAGAAAGAGACGUAAGAGGAACCCGCCAAAUCGAUUAUCGAGCAAAGCGGCUUUCUUUACCAAUUUUCUGUCAUUGCCUCACACCAAGCGCCUGACCAACCUGCUGCCGGUCGCUUACACAUCCGCGGACGCAUUUGCUCCUUUGCAUCGCUCGCCCCGGUCCAUCGACACUCUCGCGCAGUAUUAAAGUCUAGUCUUGAGACUAAGCCUUACGUUGCUUUCCCAGUAACGAUCCUCCACUCGCUACCCGUACACGGUCAUCUGUCCGUGUAUACUCCCGUGUACGUGUUGCGCCUGCCCAUCGUUUCCCGCUUUACACUGACACGUAUAGUUCUUUCGUUUAGUUCAUCCCCGCGCUCACAAUGGCCGGUCCUGGUGGUGGUCCUCCCCGCCGCAGUCACACCAAGUCCCGCAAGGGCUGUGAGACUUGCAAACGCCGUCACAUCAGAUGCGACGAGAACUUUCCCCAAUGCCGCAACUGCACCAAGCACAAGAUUCGCUGCCCCUACAACGACAUGCCCAUGCCCGAGGACAGGUCAACAACGCCCGACAAGCCCGACCUCAUGUGGACUCCUGAGGUCGAAGCAGAAAUCUCGCAGUGGCAACAGACGGGAAUGUUCCCGUUCCCCAACCUCGGCAUCUACCCGGCACCGAACCCUCAGUACUUGUCCGUAGAGGAUCUUAGAUUGAUCUACCACGUAGCAUCCAUCUGCAACGAGUUGGCUACCUUUGAUGCCAACGGCUUCACCCUCUGGACACGCCAGAUUCCCACUAUCAUCAAGAUCGGAGCCACGAACCCGUAUGUCAUGCAUGCGCUUUUGGCUUUCUCGGCCACGCACAUUGCCUUCCUGACCGACUGCCCCCUGGUGGGCAACAUGGCGUACGAGCACCGCGGCGUCGCCCUCAAGGGUCUGCAGGAGGCUAUUGGCAUGUUCGACCGCGAGACGUCGGAUGCCGUCUUGGCAGCCUCUCUUGUCCUGUCGUGGCAAGCCACAGAUUGGCGAAGCUGGACCCAGCUCAUGCAAGGAACCUCAUCGGUCAUCGAGGCCAUGGACUCCUGGAAGCACGAGUCUCAAUUUGGUGACUUCAUCGCCGAGAGCUGCACAUUCCCAACCGCUCCUGCCUCUCCCAGUCCGGAUCACAAGCCGAGCCAGCCACGCAAGGAGGAUAUUGACGCCUUUAACCGCACCCUGAGCCAGCUUCAAAAGGUCGAGGCCCAUCUCAAGCACAACAAGGAGGACACCAAGUCAAUCCAGCAGUUGAUCAGCUUCCUCAAGGGCGCCCGCAAGGUCAGCCCCACGCUGUCCGUCUCCCAGCAGUUUGAGCGCCUUCGUCCCCUGCGGACGUGGCUCUUCUGGCUGCCGGUCAUGUACCUCAAGCAGACGGGCGGCUCGCCCAGCGCACUCACCAUCAUUGCCUACUAUUACACGGUGGCCCUGAUCAUGGAGCGUCUGUUCACUGAGAUUGGUGCCGCCUACUUUGGCAGUCUGUCCAUUGGCCCCGUUGAGGAAAUCGCCCGCCGCCUCCUGUCUAUCAAUAUCUCGGCCAACCACGACGGCGACCUGCAGACCCCCCUGACGCUCAUGGAGUUCCCCAUCGACACGGUCAACGAGUUCCGCUCGAGGAUGGGUUGGAUCCAGCCCGCGAGAACGCCCUCGUUCCCGCAAUUCAACCCUCCCAACUUCUACAUGAACGAGCCAGUACCCCUGCCUCCCGUCAGCGACUCGUAUCUGCCAUAUGGUCACAACCCUGCCUUCAGCUACAGUACCGAGUCCCUGCAGAUGCUCAAUGCUGAGUCGGCGCCGCCCAGCAACGUCUCCCCCUUGGUGCUGUCGUCCCCGUACGUCAACUCGCAGUACCUCAACAUCCCCAGCCCCAACUACGGCGGCUACAGCCCGGCCUCUUCGACAUUUGAGGGCUCCGUUGCCUACAGUGACAACGAGGAGUACGGCUCGUACGAGAGCUAUGACAUGAGCGGCGUGCCUACCCCCAUCGUCGGCGGUUCCCACAACUUUGGCGUCGGGAUGCCCACCACCCCUACCUACCCGCCACCGGAGGAUUCCAACGUCCUAGCAUCAUCUUCGCUCAAUACGUUGCCCCCAUCCCCGUUCCUCCAUCCCGAACUCUUCGGCAUGCUCCCCCUUCCCGAGUCACCAGUUCCUCGCGGCAUGCCUCUCCCACGUCACCGGCAUACACCAUCCUCCUCCGUCUCCGUCACGGGCGACUCUCCCAUGUCGGUCAGCGCACCCUUCCCGCCGCGCAACCAACAGCGAGUGCCAUCGACACCGACCUUCCAGUUCAACAGCGAGAAGGGCAAGGAGCGCGAGACAUGAUGAGUCUCUCCACCCGCUCCCUGCUUCCCACUCUCCACCCCACCCUCGAGUUCUUUUUCAUUACCAUCGUUUGGGACCCCCUUUGAUUUCGAAACAUCUUUAAUAAUACCUGCUGCAUCGACACAAUACGCCAAUGUACACUACACUCCUUUCGAGAGAGAUCAACCGGUUGAUCCGGGGCGCCAGACGCCGCCGCAUCGCCACGACUAUCCUUUUCAACCACCAACUAUAUACGACCUCAACGGCGACAACUGCCUCACAUUAAUCUACGACGACACUCCCUUAAUUAUCGAAGAUGAUACCCCCGAUCCACCACAAAACCAUAGACGUUCCCUACUCUCACCGGCAUCGGAUGAUACCCAGUGCACCACACUCCUUUUUAUGACUUGACGACAGAAGAAAAAGCAUCUCGAAUUAGAGAGACGGGGGGAAGAAAGAAAGAUACACACACUCCUUAUGGAUCACAUUGGCACCUACAAUCCAAACUUGCAUAGCGAUCUGUUUUCGUGUUUGAUGCAAAACACACACACACACAACACACACUCGGCGUUACAAAGGAGUUUACAACACAACACAGCACAAGGGAAACACUUGGAUGGAUGGCUCGAAACCUCCAAACUGCAUUGGGCGGAGUUACAAGUUUUGCUUUUUUGAUCUUAUUUUUUUAUUGGACGUUGCCGCGGAUAGAGAAGGCUUGCCUCUCGCCGCCAGAAUUUUCUGAACUGUACCGAGGACGAAAAGAGUUUUGGAUUUAAUGAGCUUUGGUACUACUUCACUCCAUCGGAGAGAGAGAAAACAGCGGAUGCUUCUUGAGCGUCGGGGAUUUUUUUGUAAUGAGUUUCCCGUAUGGUUUAGCUUUAGCUUGAGCUUGCAGACUUGGCUUCGGGGUCUUUGCUGCCGCCAUCUCGCUCUACUAUUGAGCAGGGGAUGAUAGGGCCUUUUUUUUUUCGGUGCGUGGAAGAAAUAUACAAACCAGUUUGACGACGCGC